AUGUCGCGAGUGACCUUUACUACAGACAGGCAGGCUCACCCGCCGCGAGACUCCCUGGAGCUUGCCUCACUCGCCUCGUCCUCGUCGCCCGACUCUGCUGGGCGAUCCUCAAUCGAGUCAUCUCGCUCCGGCAUCUCCUCGUCGCGAAAACUCUCGCUAGAAGCAGACGACCCUCUGUCUGACCAUAAUGCCUUGGAGUCGAGCCAAACGCGACAUGCCCGAUCUUAUUCUGUCACGUCCGCCUUUGAUUUUGGCAGUAACCUGUUCCCCCUUUCGCAAACCGCUGGCGGUUACGCGCCCCUCGGCGCCCCAUCCGUGACGUCUCUGGAUCGCUAUACUGGGCUUCGGGAUGGCUCCUUGGAGAAACACAAAUCGCUGACAUACUUGAAUGGGCUCUCGCUCAUCGUUGGCCUCAUUAUUGGCUCUGGAAUAUUUUCGUCUCCUAGUCAGGUCAAUACGAAUGCUGGGUCACCCGGAGCAGCUCUCAUUGUGUGGGCUGUAGCCGGGUUAUUGGCGUGGACCGGAGCGGCCAGCUAUGCGGAACUCGGAGGAGCAAUUCCUCUGAACGGAGGACCGCAGGUUUACUUGUCCAAGAUCUUUGGAGAGAUCGCCGGAUUUCUCUUUGCCUGGUGUGCCGUCUUUGUACUCAAACCAGGCUCUGCGGCAAUCAUUGCCAUUAUUUUCGGCGAAUACGUUGUAAGGGCAUUUAUCGGGGCAGAAGUCGAGCAGAUCAGCCCCUGGAUUAACAAAGGCGUUGGGCUCGUCGGAGUCCUAGGAGUGACAUUGCUUAACUGUGCUUCAACGAAGCUAGGUACCUUUGUCGGGGACAUUUCCAUGUUUUUCAAAUUCAUCGCUUUGAUUGCCGUCACAGUCAUUGGUAUUGUUGUCGCCAUCACGGGGCUGUCCUCCAAAGGACAAGCCAGUCAAGACUGGAAGAACAUGAGUUGGUUUGAGGGAACAAGCACGGACAUUUCUGGCUGGGCUGUUGCUUUAUAUGCCGGACUAUGGGCGUUUGACGGAUGGGACAACACAAACUAUGUCACGGGCGAGUUCAAAAACCCGCGUCGAGAUUUGCCUCGCGCCAUCCACACGGCCAUGCCUGUGGUCAUUAUCUGUUAUAUGAUGGCUAAUGUCGCCUAUUUCUUCGUUCUUCCGGUGGCGACGAUCGCCAAGAGCAACACAAUCGCAGUCCAGUUUGGAUCCCAAGUCUUUGGUAAAGUCGGGGCUCUCAUUCUAGCCUUGGUCGUCUCUGGGAGCUGCCUGGGAGCCCUAAACGCCACGGUGUUCACGAGCGGACGCCUGGUCUAUGCAGCUGGAAAAGAAGGCUAUCUACCCGCCAUAUUUGGUAACAUUGGCUUUGGAAAGAAGGGCAGCAGCAUAACUGGAGGCCGGCUGCAGCGUCGGUCUCGAUUACAGCGAGCGCUGGUCCGCCUUUUUGGCGAUGCAGGAGGAAUCGGAUACACGCCCAUCAAUGCGAUGCUCUUCAACGCUAUCAUCACUUCGGCAUAUGUUGUCGUGGGGGAAUUCGGCACUUUGAUCACGUUUUAUGGUGUUGCUGGAUAUUCGUUUUACUUUUUGACCGUUCUCGGUCUAAUCGUGAUGAGGAUCCGCGAGCCUCACCUGGAGCGGCCAUACAAGACGUGGAUCACGACCCCGAUUAUCUUCUGCUGCGUCAGUCUGUUUCUUCUGAGCAGGGCUGUCAUUGCCGAACCUCUGCAGACGUUGAUCGUCGUUGCCUUUGUUGCUGCUGGUGUUCCUGCGUACUUUUGGCGCAUGUAUCAGCGAGACGGAACGAUUCAACUCCCAAACUGGAAGUUUUGGAAGCGACGCUGA
Molecule: messenger RNA, 1833 nt
Organism: Talaromyces rugulosus
Lineage: Eukaryota; Fungi; Ascomycota; Eurotiomycetes; Eurotiales; Trichocomaceae
Exons: 2
Coding region: 1-1833 (610 amino acids)
Biological process (GO): amino acid transmembrane transport
Cellular component (GO): membrane
Molecular function (GO): L-amino acid transmembrane transporter activity
Source: RefSeq, a predicted model, not a curated record